GUUCAACAUCACAACAACAUUGAUACAGCAAUUUACUUUGCAUUGAUCGAUUAUCGAGUAUGGCGUUUGACGGUCCCCGAUCUAUCCCGCUGCUCGAACGCAUCGACAAAAGCAAGCAUGUAUUCCUUGAACCCAGCAAGAAAAUCCACGAGGGUGGCGACGUCCAAGCGUUCUUAACCUCCAAGGCGUAUCGUGACAUCAUGACGUUUCUGCUGCAGCUCAACAGAGCCAUGUUUCCGCGCCGAAAGGACAACGAUAGCACCCUGACAUGGCCACUGCAAUCGCUCGAUGUGGAGUUCUCCGAACCCGUUCGUCGAUUGCAGCUUCUACUCUCGAAACUUGUGGGUUUCAUCGACGAGGUGCCACCGGACUCAGGGCCGAGGCGGUUUGGAAAUAUAAGUUUCCGAAGGUGGUACCAGAUCGUGACCGAUCGGGCGCCAGAGCUAUUAGAUGAAGCUAUUUCGUCUGAAGUGCUGUACACGGGCGAUUCGGCAUCAGAUACACCGACGGCGAGAACGGAGCUGACGGCCUAUUUUCUGGGCAGCUUCGGGAGUUCGCAGAGGUUAGACUAUGGCACCGGGCACGAACUCAGCUUUCUUGCCUUUCUGGGCUGUAUUUGGAAACUUAAUGGCUUCCCACAAGCCGAUGCAGGGGUGGAAGAACGAGGCAUUGUCCUGGGAGUUAUAGAACCAUACUUGGAGCUUGUCCGAAGACUAAUAACAACAUACACAUUAGAGCCUGCGGGCUCACAUGGUGUGUGGGGUCUUGAUGAUCAUUCUUUUAUUCCUUAUAUAUUAGGCUCCGCGCAAUACUCUCCCGCCAUUGCAGAGUCGGACGAUACGCCGGUAGAAGGCUCAUUGCCAGAUGCCCCAUCUCCAAAUAGCGUGGUCAAAGCUCUAGUUGUGGAGAGAGAAAGAAAAACAAAUAUAUACUUUUCUGCCAUAGGCUUUAUUUAUGAUGUUAAGAAGGGACCGUUCUGGGAACACAGCCCUUUGCUGUUUGAUAUAUCCGGUAUCAAAGCUGGCUGGGGAAAGAUUAACAAGGGUAUGAUCAAAAUGUAUAACGCAGAGGUUCUCUCAAAAUUCCCUGUAGUGCAGCACUUUCCAAUGGGGUCUUUAUUCAGCUGGGACCAAGAUCCUAAUGCUGUCGCUCCUGCACCCACUGCUCAUUCUAUAUCCCAGCCACAGCAACCAAAUACAUCAGUCACACCUUCUCCCGAGGCUCGCUCAGUAGGGACGAGAGCACCGUGGGCAAAUACACCCCAACCAAAUACGGCUCUCCCUGGACCGACAGCGGCCCCGUGGGCAACAGCACGGAAUCCUAAUCCGAACCCUGCUUCAGCUACCCAGCUGCCUGUUAGGACUUCGUUACCUGAUACCUCAAGAAAUCCUCCAGGUCCGAUGACGCCUACACGGGCUCCUUGGGCCCAACCUCAAAGUAAUGAUUCGUCAGCCGCAACUCAGCCAACACGAGCACCGUGGGCGAACCCCCCGUGAUAUAUUUAGGAAUUCGAGUAACAUUGAAAGUAUGGUGGUAAUGAGGAUUAUGAUUUUAUGAUAGAUAUAAAUAAUCAAUACAAAUG
Talaromyces proteolyticus is the source of this 1582-nucleotide messenger RNA. RefSeq names its product phosphotyrosyl phosphatase activator. Gene Ontology annotation, cellular component: nucleus; cytoplasm; protein phosphatase type 2A complex. Gene Ontology annotation, molecular function: protein tyrosine phosphatase activator activity; peptidyl-prolyl cis-trans isomerase activity. The transcript is spliced from 3 exons. The coding region runs from base 60 to 1496 and encodes 478 amino acids. The record is from RefSeq and is a predicted model, not a curated record. Gene Ontology annotation, biological process: mitotic spindle organization. Lineage: Eukaryota; Fungi; Ascomycota; Eurotiomycetes; Eurotiales; Trichocomaceae.